AUGAACGUGUAUAGAAAGCAAAUUGGUUAUUAUUACACUCAGUUUGACAACUUAGGUGCUCAAAUCUCAGCGGAAACGUCAAAUGAGCCAAGUCUGUUGGAUAAACGCGUAGUUGAGCUGUACCAAUUGCUCGAGGACCCGGACAAAUGUUUUCAUGAACUAAAUAGAUUACGUUCCUUGUUGUCGGAGGUGGUAUCCGACACUCCUCAUCGCGAACUUCCGGAAUAUUGGAUAGUGCUGGGUCGUAGCACGGUUAUAAUUCAUGUUUUUGCGCUUGAGCGACUGCUCAACGAAAAUCUCGACAUUUCUGAACGUAUAUUUUAUUGGAACAGUGUUAAUUCUUCUUGGUGGACCCGUUUAAAUUACUUUGUCGCGACGCUUCCUCGUCGAGUCACUAUUGGCUUAAGAGAAUCACGAAACUUGAGAAAAGGUAAAUCUUCUUUCUCUGCUUUUGUUCGAAAACUCUUUUUUCCAAAUAUGAUGGAACCGUCUGGACAUGAAUCGUUUGCAAUUAUCCUCUCGAAUCUCAGCAUAAACUCCCUGUUACAGCGAGAAUUGCAAGAGAAGAUAACGACCCUCACUAAUCUUCAGCGAGAAAACGUCACUAAAAUCGGAUCGCUUUGCGCUUUAUUAAAACCAAAAGCGCUUCGUAGCGCAUAUCAUUUGCCGGGUUUAAAUGCAAACAAGAUAGAACAAGUGAAUUUAGUAUCUGACGUUGAGCAUUGGAUUGGCAGUCUUGCUGCCAUUCUGCAAAGCACGGAAACGGAAGGAAGUCAACCAGACACAAAUCUUGCAUCUCGACUGCGGGAUAUAUUGGACUGUGCGGAGAAGCCCUCGUCCGCCUACCAAGCAUCCUCGAAAUAUGAAACUCCUUCUGCGUUAGAGCGUGCUUGGCCUGCGAUUGUCAGUUCACUAAUAGGCGGUUGGGCGGUUGCGACAACCGUAAUGCGUUCUCGGGAGACCUUGCUUGCAUGGGCUACCUCAUGUGUGUCGACAGUCUACGAUUUAUGGAAGAAUUGGGUGUAUAAACCGUUCCAGAGCAUGCUUCAGACAAUUCGCUUGUCCAAUGACUCGCCGAGGAUUGCGUUACUGAAAACUCGCAGUUUGUACAGCGACAUGGAAAGCUUGGAACGCAUGGUGGUUGAUUUUGUGCGCGACACACAGUUUUCUGGUGAUGUCGAUGUGAACGCCGUGCAAGCUGCAGUUCGUCAGGGCGAUGUUACACCCGUACUCGAGGUCUACGAGCGAGAAAUGAAGACUCCACUUCGUCGAAUUGUUCGGGGAAAGCUUGUCCGUGCCUUGUUGAUUCAGCUCCAAAAGGCGAAGGUUGACCUGGAGGUUGCUUUGUCAGGCAUUGAUCAGUUGUUGCGCAGUCAAGAGCUCGUCUUUGCCAGCCUGGGAAUUACUCCUGGGCUGUUGCUUCUCUUCGGAAUUGGCCGAUACGCACGGAGCCAUUGGCUUGUCCCUGCACAAAGGUUCAGUCAGCGUCAAUUGAGAUACAGGUUCCAUAAGGCAUUACUCGAAUGUGACCGAAUUCUCACGAGGAACAUGAGUGCGAAUAUUCUUGACGUAGAGCAACUCGGUUUUGUUGUUUGUCAAGCAAACGAAAUGGCAUCCAUUGCUUCUCAAUUACGAUUAUCGAAGGACAAACAGGGUGAAUUGCUCCAUGACCUUGAGGACCUCCAAAUUCACAACACAAAUAUCGCCGGCCAGUUGCGCCUCAUCGACCGUCUUGGCAGGACUGUUCCGGUGGUUUGA
This is a messenger RNA of Schizosaccharomyces japonicus yFS275, 1758 nucleotides long. RefSeq lists its product as hypothetical. Lineage: Eukaryota; Fungi; Ascomycota; Schizosaccharomycetes; Schizosaccharomycetales; Schizosaccharomycetaceae. The record is from RefSeq and is a predicted model, not a curated record. The transcript has a single exon. Bases 1 to 1758 code for a protein of 585 amino acids. Gene Ontology annotation, cellular component: mitochondrial membrane.